AUGGCGCCCGUCAUCUUCGGCUUGCCUUUCAGCGAGUUCACAUGGUCCAAAUUCGGCAAUGCCAAUAUGUGGAACAAUGUCUACCACUUGAGAAGAACGAAAUUCAUCGUCUACCAACUCGCCAUGAUCUUCUGUGUCGUCUCAGAGUCCCUCGGAACCGAUGCCUUGUCAAGAUUUGUGAGCCAGCAAAAGUACAUUGAGUCUCACGGUGGUCCUGGCGCCAGCGAGUACAACAACGACUACGUUGGUGUUGCAUCUUACAACAUCUUCGCCGGAAUCUACGUUGCUACCAUCUUUGGUGGCGCUUUCUUCUUCGACUUGAUCUGGCCUGAGAGACACGAGGACCAUGGUGUCAGACUUGGCUGGAAGCUCUCUGCCAUUGCUGGUAUCUUCAUUCACCUUGCCAGUUGUAUCGCCAUGACUGUCAUUGUCGCCACAAAGAACGCAUACGUUACUGGUCUCAGCACAGCCGAUGGAAACAGACUGGUUAUGGAGAACGGCAAGACCCCUCUCGACUACAGACACAGUGCCCGUAUCGUUACCUCGGUCGUCUUCGGAUGGAUCGGUUGGAUCUUCGUUAUUGCUAGCACUGUCAUCCUUGUCGUUGGCAAGACCCACGAUGAGAAGGUUGGACCCUGGAGCACACAUGUCCGCGAGGCCAAGAAGAACAACAUCGAUGUUGAGUCCAACUUUGUCUCUGGACAUGCAUCGGAGAAGCCUUUGACCAACCCUCUUACUGGCGAGCAACCCGAGGCACUCCAUCCCAACCGCCCUGAAGCUGCCCACGUUCACGAGCCCACUCGUGUUCAGGAGGCAUCUGCAGAGACGUCGAACCACCACAGCUUUGAUUCAAGCGCACCUCCCGUCAACCCUGCCCACGUUUGA
Aureobasidium vineae is the source of this 885-nucleotide messenger RNA. Lineage: Eukaryota; Fungi; Ascomycota; Dothideomycetes; Dothideales; Saccotheciaceae. The record is from the annotation of a GenBank genome assembly.